Messenger RNA from Eupeodes corollae, 1278 nucleotides. RefSeq names its product serine protease snake-like. The transcript has 7 exons. Gene Ontology annotation, molecular function: serine-type endopeptidase activity. Bases 558 to 1271 code for a protein of 237 amino acids. The record is from RefSeq and is a predicted model, not a curated record. NCBI's taxonomy places the organism in Eukaryota, Metazoa, Arthropoda, Insecta, Diptera, Syrphidae. Gene Ontology annotation, biological process: proteolysis.
AAUAAAGCAGACUUACUUAGUAAGUUUCGUGUUUUGUUUUUAUUUUAAAACAAAACAGACCUUAACUCAAAUUCAAGUUAAGCAUUUACUCUCUUUGGAAUAAGAGAUUAUGAAUAAAAAAAAAACCUGUUAAGACAUCGAACAGGUUAGCUUUUAGACUGCAGAUAAGUUUUUUGCGCCAAAUCAAUAGAUAUCUAUAAAAAGCUACCAGUAAAAAAUAAUCAUUUCUAAUAAUUCACAUAAGUCGGUCAUCAAAUUCCCAAAGCUCGAAUCACUCAAAUUAAUUCUAACGAACCAUGAAUCGGGGUAUAGUCGCAUCAAUAAUUGUUUUUCUAGUUUUUCUAAAAAUACUUUUUCCUGAUAGUUACAAAAUUAAUACUACUCCAAGUAAAACGAAUAGAAGACCGUGACGACAGAAAUAAUUGUAUUCAUCAUCUUUUUAAAUUAUAGAAACCUCCGUUAACCAUACAUCAUCAAACAUUGAAGACGAUAAUGAUGACGAUGAUCAAUAUUAUAUAAUUGAAGGAGAACCAACACUUGCUGGGGAAUUCCCUUUUAUGGCAGCAUUAGGAUGGAAAGACAAAUCUGGAGAAAUGAAAUUUCUUGCCGGUGGAAUGGUGAUAGGUCCCAAAAUGAUCUUAACAGCUGCUCAUUGUGCUUACAAAGACGGCAAACUUCCUGACAUAGUUUUAACAGGAGGAAAUCCACUAUCAGGAAAUAAAUCAUCAACCGAUCUACAUUCAAAAUAUUCAGUAGUCAAUGUUACAAUAUUUCCCAAGUAUGAUCCUAGUCAAGGAUACGAUGAUAUUGCAAUAUUGGAAUUAAGUGCAUUUUCAUGGUCCCCUCCGAUUUGUUUAUGGCCAAGUCCAAAUUUGCCAAGUGCUGAUGUCACAGCCAUUGGAUAUGGUUUAACAGAAUUUGCUGGAUUGGGUUCUCAAGAGUUAUUGAAAGUCAACUUGACUGUUUUUUCAUCUGAUUAUUGUGCGCCAUUUUUUAAACGUCAACGAAAGUUCAAAAUGGGCCUGUCCGACGCCCAUAUCUGUGCUGGUGAUAAGGAUGGCAGAAAAGACACAUGUCAGGGUGAUUCUGGUGGACCACUUAUUUAUAGACACAAAAAUCAAAUGUUUGCUGUCGGAAUAACAUCAUCUGGACAAGCCUGCUCAGGGUUUCCACCAGCGAUCUAUACAAAAAUAUAUCCGUAUACAGAAUGGAUAAGUAAUGUGUUGAAAGAGCGAGGACAGUAUUUAAAAACUUGUAAUAUUAAAAACUAAAAAAAGA